CUUUUCUUCCACUGUUAUUUGCAUGACCCUAUUCCCCAACUAAUUCCAUUUCUAGUUCUUCCUCAUUCUGGUAAUGUCAGCACUUCGCUUUCCAAAGAUUCCUCCAUCUGAACCUCAAGGCUCAGACCUUCUGGCUUGGGAACGCGGUCGCGCUUCUUUUGAUGUCCACGAGCUGUCGACAUUUCUCUAUGGUGAAGCCUACUUAGAGCGACAAAAGCGUAUUCUUUCGCUUAUUGAACACGACCCAGCGUUUGACAAGUCACAACGAUACUUUCUUGGCCGUACUGAACGAUUUGCUGCCGCACUUCGCAAAGACCAUGCGUUAAUAAAGCUCGCUCAGAAGCAUCGAUGGGGACCAGAUGACUUAAGUCAGGCCGACUCGCUGAUCACAGAAGCUGGGCCUUUCGGUUUGCAUCGUGCUAUGUUCCUUCCAACAUUGCAAGCCCAGGCGAGUAAGGAACAAAUUGAAAAGUUUUUGAAGCCUGCAUUACGAUACGAGAUCAUUGGGUGUUACGCACAAACAGAGUUGGGUCAUGGAAGCAACGUGCAAGGAAUCGAGACCACGGCGACGUAUAUACCGGAGACAGAUGAGUUUGAAUUGCACACACCUUAUUUGACAGCAUGCAAAUGGUGGAUUGGUGGGUUGGGUAAAGCCGCGAACCAUGCAGUGGUGAUGGCCAGGCUUAUUAGUGCUGGUAAGGAUCAUGGACCUCAUCCGUUUGUGGUCCCCAUCCGAUCGAUGGAAGACCAUACUCUCCUCCCAGGUGUUAUGGCUGGCGAUAUUGGGCCUAAAUUGGGGUAUAACACAACCGACAAUGGCUGCAUGUGGUUCGAUCACUAUCGUAUCCCAAGGAUCUCGCUCUUGUCCAAGUACUCCAGCAUCAAGCCUGGAACCGGAGAGUACAUUAAACCACCCAAUUCCAAGCUCUCGUACGGAAGCAUGGUCCUCAUCCGUGCUUCUCUAGUUGGAGGAGCGCGCCAAGGUCUAGCCAAAGCCGUGACGAUUGCGGCACGGUAUUCUGCAAUCCGCCGUCAAUUCGUGGACAAGGACGUACCUAAAGUGAUCGAAGAUAGUAGUAGUCAUAAAAAGACAGUAGUCGAGACGCCUGUCCUGGAUUAUUCUACACAACAAUAUCGUAUCUUGCCAUUGAUCGCUACUUCAUAUGCGUUCUUUUUCACGAGCAAAGAAAUGAUGAGAUUAUAUAAUGUCAAUGUCCACAACAUGACCUCGGGCGAUUUUUCGUUGUUGGCGGACGUACAUGCGUCCAGCUCAGGGUUGAAAUCCCUGACGACCACCAUGGCGGCUGCAGGUAUCGAGGAGUGUAGGCGCUGCUGUGGUGGACAUGGAUUCUCGAGCUUCUCAGGUCUUCCACUGUUAUUGCAAGAUUAUGUACCAAAUGUUACGUGGGAAGGCGACAAUUACAUUCUCUCACAGCAGACAGGCCGCUAUCUCUUCAAGUCCUUCCGCGAGCUUGUAGCAAAACGUGCAUCUGGUGAACGGAAUACAGCAUUACAGAUCAACAAUCCGACACUGGCAUACAUGAAUGCCUAUCUUGAGAAUCCAUCACUUAAAUGUCCCGUGACCUCUGCUGUCCAAUUCCACAACCCAGAGAUCCAAUUGACUGCAUUUGGACACCGUGCAGCCCAUUUAGUUGCUCAGGUUGUGCACGCGUUGGAUGUUGAGAAACGAACCUGGAAUUCAAUGCUGGUCGAUAUUUAUAACGUCUCGACUGCUCAUUGUCAGUUCGUUCUAGUUCAAAACUUUAUCCUUGGGAUCAGGGGGGAGAUGCCUCAACCUAAUGGGGUCGUAGAUCCGACCGCCUCCUUGUCAAGCAGUGCUAAACAGGUCUUGACAAGGCUUUCGGACUUGUUUGCGUUGCACAUGAUCCACAAGGAGCCAGGUCAGUUCUUGGCUUCAGGAUACUUAGAAGCCAAGCAUCUUAAAUGGCUUGGAGAGGCGAUCAUGGAGCUUAUGGAAAAGAAGAUUCGUCCUGAUGCAGUUGCAUUGGUGGACGCAUUCGCGUUUCCGGACUACAUGCUCCAUAGCGCCAUUGGUGCAUAUGAUGGGAAAAUAUAUGAACGUUACACAGAGAUGGCAACACAUGAACCCUUAAACAAGACUGAGGUCGUUGCCGGUUAUGAACAGUAUAUCAAGCCCUUCACAAAUCCCAAGGGUUUGAAGGGCCACUUAGUGCAAUCUCGACUUUAGAUCAAGACAUUCUUAGGUUCAUGACACAAAUACAAAUUAUUAGCACACCAGGUUGUUGAGUAGAUGCAUAC
Lobosporangium transversale is the source of this 2280-nucleotide messenger RNA. Its product is annotated as acyl-CoA dehydrogenase/oxidase. The transcript is spliced from 3 exons. Gene Ontology annotation, cellular component: peroxisome. Lineage: Eukaryota; Fungi; Mortierellomycota; Mortierellomycetes; Mortierellales; Mortierellaceae. Bases 74 to 2209 code for a protein of 711 amino acids. The record is from RefSeq and is a predicted model, not a curated record. Gene Ontology annotation, molecular function: FAD binding; acyl-CoA oxidase activity; fatty acid binding. Gene Ontology annotation, biological process: fatty acid beta-oxidation using acyl-CoA oxidase; lipid homeostasis.